GUUAGUGUUCCUGUAUUCCAAUAUUUUAGUGAGAAAAUAUUUGUAUGACCUUGAACUUGGGGAAUGAAACAAAAUGUCGCACUUCACGAAAAACCUAAUCGGUAAAUAUAUACCAUUAUGGAAAAGAAAAAUACCUAAAUAUCCAAUUUAUUGGAAAGGUGAUCCCCAGUUGCGUGUUUUUCUUCCACUGUUUUGGAUGAAAUUAUUAAAACCAAAGAAUAAAAUACCAUCAGAUAGAGUACAAUUUGAAGUUCAUCCACAAAUGAGUACAAUGGAUGUAAAGAAUUAUUUAGAGAAGAUUUAUAAAGUUCCAGUGACAGAUGUAAAAUUUGCCACACAUCAAGGUGAACCUAUUGAACACCCUUUAAGAGGAAGUGUUGUGACACGGGAAGAUGAUAAAAAGAUAGCCUUUGUUGUACUUGGUGAAGGUCAAACAUUUGAGUUUCCUGGUAUAUUUGAUAAACCAUCAGACACAGGAAAACAGAUGGAAGAUUAUAAAGUAGAAAAUAGAAGAAUUGAACGUGCAAAUCAAAAACUUUGGGAUAAACUCAGUUUACCACCUUGGUUUAGAUGAGAACUGAUCAGUGAAUAACGCAUAUUGAAUUAUGAACAUAUGUGUAGUAGUUUCAUCAGGCUACCAUUAUUAGAGAACAUAAUUUCAUAUCUAACAGACAUAACGUGGAGAACAUAAUUUCAUAUCUAACAGACAUAAUGUGGAAGAUGUUUAUACUGUUAAUAUUAUCAGUAACAAUAGAGUUUUGGGAUUUUUAUAUCUGGUUUGAAGAUGAAUACCAUUACAUAAACUAUCUGUACUAGUUUGUUGAUAUUCUGAUUCUCAUGUGUGAUUAGCUGGAAAAAGAGUGAACGCAAUAAAAUGUUGUGAUGCA
Patella vulgata (common limpet) is the source of this 887-nucleotide messenger RNA. Its product is annotated as 39S ribosomal protein L23, mitochondrial. Lineage: Eukaryota; Metazoa; Mollusca; Gastropoda; Patellidae. Gene Ontology annotation, cellular component: ribosome; mitochondrial large ribosomal subunit. The record is from RefSeq and is a predicted model, not a curated record. Gene Ontology annotation, biological process: mitochondrial translation. Gene Ontology annotation, molecular function: structural constituent of ribosome. The coding region runs from base 74 to 574 and encodes 166 amino acids. The transcript has 5 exons.